CCAUAAUCCAAGUUUUUCUUUCCUAAUUGGAUUGCAAGCAGCUUUGUUUUUCAAUGAUGAACAGAACGCCGCUCCCGAGCGCUCUCACACAAGUGUGCUGCUGCUAGGUCUUCUGCCACGCCGCUGCCGCCGUCGGCGAUCCCGCCGCAUCUUGCCGUCUGGUGCCCCGAUCCCCUGAACUCUCCGGAUCCUCUGUCGCCGCCGGCGCCUCGCCACCAUGAGCUACGGCGAGGAUGACCGCAUCAGCGCCCUCCACGACGACCUCCUCGGUAAGAUCAUCUCCCGCCUCCCCGUGAAGGAUGCCGCCCGCACAGCUGCUCUCGCCCCCCGCUGGCGCCACCUCUGGCGCUCUACCCCGCUCGUCCUAAACGAUGGCCACCUCCCCGAGCCCACGCGCGCCGCCGCCGUUUCCCGAGUCCUCGCCGACCACCCAGGCCCCUUCCACGCUGUCCACCUCCACCACUGCAGGUUCACCACCCUCUCCCCUGAGCUCGCUGAGUGGCCACGCCUCCUCGCCGCCAAGGCCGUCCAGAUACUUUUCUUCGUCAACCAAAAGCCCACGGCUCAGGCUCAUCCCUGCCUCCCCGCCGACAUCCUCCGCUGCGCCUCGCUCGAGGAACUCUUCCUGGCCUGCUGGAUGUUACCUGCCGACCACCUCUCCCGCAGCACAGUAGCAUUUCCCUGCCUCAAGACGCUCAGCAUGCUGAACAUGGGCAUGUCCGACAAGGACCUCGACCACCUGCUCGCCGCCAGCCCUGUCCUGGAGACCCUCGUGCUCGCUUCCCCCGUAAGGCGCUUCCAUCUCCGCAGCCAGAGCCUCCGGUCCGUGCUGGUUUUUCUGGUGGGGGAUUUCGCGGUGGUGGACGCGCCGCUCCUGGAGCGGCUCAUCUUCAUGAAGCCGCUGCUCAACGCUAGAGCUGCUCGUCCCGUGACGGUCAAGAUUGCCUCCACCACUAACCUGCAGGUGCUCGGCUACAUGGAACCCAUGUUCCACAAGCUGCAGAUCGAUGGCAACAUCAUCCCACCUGACACGGUCGCAAGUCCAAGCACCGUAGUUCCAGCCGUCAGGACAUUGGCGCUCAAGGUGAACUUCUGUGUCCUAGAGGAGCUCAAGAUGGUGGCCACCUUGCUCAGAUGCUUCCCCAACUUGUCCACGCUGCACAUCCAGUCUGUCCCGUGUGAUCUGUCCGAAACUGCCGCUGCUGGGGAGCACCAUGCCCAGUUCUGGCGGGAGGUCGGUCCAGUUCAAUGCGUGAGAUCAAGCGUCAAAAGAAUCGUCUUCCACAAAUUCCAUGGACAUCAAAAUGAAUUCGAAUUCCUCAAAUUUGUCGCGGGGGACAAUGCGCUGGAGUCUUUGCUGCUCGUGUCGCCCAAGGAAAAACUUCUUUCGGAGGACGAGGUGAAUGCGAUGAUAGACAAAUUGGGAUGUACACGGUUCAGAGCAUGGACCUCUAAAGUCUUGCAACUGUCGCCUGAGGUUGAGAAUGACUGGUCCCCCAUGAAAGCGUGUAAGCUCACCGUCAGCGACCCUUUUCGCUGAUGAAGCCAUGGUUGGCUGGAUCCCGAGUUCUUUGCGGAAUCGCUAGCUUUUCUACCGCAAGAGCACAAGCACUGUUUGGUUUGCAGCCAUCCAUUAUCCCAAGAGAACUUUAAUUUAAACUGCCAUGAGUAUAUGUAAGAGUUAAAUAAAGCUAGCAGAACUACCCGAAAGACUAGCAGUGUGAUGUAAUGUAUGUAUGUUGGUGAUAUGAUAUAACAGCCAUGUGCUCCUGAAUAUAGCGUGCCUGGUCUGUAUCAUGAUAUUUUUCUCCUUUGCA
This is a messenger RNA of Lolium perenne, 1817 nucleotides long. Lineage: Eukaryota; Viridiplantae; Streptophyta; Magnoliopsida; Poales; Poaceae. The record is from RefSeq and is a predicted model, not a curated record.